Messenger RNA from Notolabrus celidotus (New Zealand spotty), 2833 nucleotides. RefSeq names its product tyrosine-protein kinase CSK. The record is from RefSeq and is a predicted model, not a curated record. The transcript is spliced from 13 exons. Gene Ontology annotation, biological process: protein phosphorylation; regulation of Fc receptor mediated stimulatory signaling pathway; adherens junction organization. Gene Ontology annotation, molecular function: protein binding; protein tyrosine kinase activity; ATP binding. The coding region runs from base 349 to 1701 and encodes 450 amino acids. Lineage: Eukaryota; Metazoa; Chordata; Actinopteri; Labriformes; Labridae.
CGCUCGCCCCAUGGCUUUGCUUUUCGUCUGCACAUGCGUGUUGUGUAGACGGAGCGGAGACCAUUUCAUCCAGCUCCAGCAGCAGCAGCAGGCCUCGCACACGCAAACAUUACACACACAGACACACCAAGCACGGACGACCGUCACAAGAAAGACACGUUUUGGGAUACUCGUUACGCGUUUAAACCUGGAUGCUCCCUGAUCUUAGGAGUCCUCCUCAUGGGCCUUCAUCGCUAAUCUGCAGCAACAUCUGGUCGACAGUAAAGAGAGAUCUUGUGGCUCUGAUGGUACUAGCUGAACAGUGACCGCUUCCUGCCUGAGGACACCUGCUGCCUACUCCCCUUCACCAUGUCUGGGAUGCAUGCACCAUGGUCGACUGGCACAGAGUGUGUAGCCAAGUACAACUUCCAGACUGCCAACGAACAGGACCUGCCUUUCUGUAAAGGAGACGUACUCACCAUAAUCGGAGUCACCAGGGAUCCAAACUGGUACAGAGCGAGGAACACGGUGGGCAGAGAGGGGACCAUCCCGGCAAACUAUGUCCAGAAAAGGGAAGGAGUCAAAUCAGGAGGGAAACUCAGUCUUAUGCCAUGGUUUCAUGGGAAGAUAACUCGGGAGCAGGCCGAGCGCCUCCUCUAUCCUCCAGAGACGGGUUUGUUCCUAGUGAGAGAAAGCACCAACUACCCCGGAGAUUACACCCUGUGCGUCAGCUGCGACGGCAAGGUGGAGCACUACCGCAUCAUCUACCACAACGGCAAGCUCACCAUUGACGAGGAGGAGUACUUUGAGAACCUCAUGCAGCUGGUUGAGCAUUACACCAAAGACGCUGAUGGCCUUUGCACCAGGCUGAUUAAACCCAAGUUGAUGGAGGGAACAGUGGCAGCGCAGGACGAGUUCUCCAGGAGUGGCUGGGCCUUGAACAGAAAAGAGCUGAAACUCCUGCAGACCAUUGGUAAAGGGGAGUUUGGAGAUGUGAUGGUGGGAGACUACAGAGGAACCAAGGUGGCGGUCAAGUGUAUCAAAAAUGACGCAACAGCACAGGCCUUCAUCGCCGAGGCCUCUGUCAUGACGCAACUGAGGCACAACAACCUGGUGCAGUUGUUAGGGGUUAUAGUGGAAGAGCGAGGCAGUCUCUACAUCGUCACAGAGUACAUGGCUAAGGGCAGCCUGGUGGACUACCUGCGCUCUCGGGGGCGGACCGUGCUCGGCGGAGACUGCUUACUCAAGUUCUCUCUUGAUGUGUGUGAGGCCAUGGAGUACUUGGAGGCAAACAACUUUGUUCACAGAGACCUGGCAGCUCGUAACGUGCUGGUGUCUGACGACAACAUUGCAAAGGUCAGCGACUUUGGCCUCACUAAGGAGGCCUCCUCCAUACAGGACACUGCCAAGCUGCCCGUCAAGUGGACCUCCCCUGAAGCACUAAGAGAGAAGAGGUUUUCCACCAAGUCAGACGUCUGGAGUUAUGGGAUCCUUCUUUGGGAGAUUUAUUCCUUUGGGCGCGUGCCUUACCCUAGAAUUCCGUUAAAAGAGGUUGUGCCCCGGGUAGAGAAGGGAUAUAAGAUGGACGCCCCUGACGGCUGCCCACCCGUGGUUUAUGACCUGAUGAAGCAGUGCUGGACCCUGGACGCCGUGGUGCGGCCCUCCUUCCGCAUGCUGAGGGAGAAGCUGCAGCAUAUCAGAGCCAAGGAACUCUACCUGUGAAGAGGAGAGGCCAGCGGGGGGUGAGAGGGGGGAGAGGAAGGGGGCGACACACAGCCCAGCACAGCUGUAAAGCAGGAGGAGGAGAGGUAGAUGAGACGUGGGACCACAGCAGCUUCCUCCUGCCUGGGACUGCCAAACUGUGCCCCCUCCCCUGACCUCAGACCUCCCCCAGUCUCCAUCUGCUUCCAUAUAAGGACUGUUUCCUGUUUGUGUUGUAAAGCUUUUGCCAGACAGUUUCCUCUUCUCUCGACGGGCCACUGCUCCUUCCUUCUCUUAAACCUGCCUCUCUCUCCUGCUCUCUCUCUCUUCUCUUGGUCCAAGUUCCCUUUUCGUUCUGUUUUUCCUCCCCUCCUCCUCUCCUGAACAUGGCAUUAACUGGAGGGGAGGCUGGCCUUUUCCUCCACGAUUGUCAGGUGCUCUUUCUUCAUCUCCCCUCCAUCAUUCCUGGAUCUCUGCAUGAAUCCAGCACUCUGUCAUUCCAUCCUAAUUGUCCCUCCCUCCCCUGUGCGUGGUGUCAGGUGUGGGGCCUUCGCUCUGUGCCAAAGUGCCUCCAGUCUACAGAGCUCCAGACUUCCCUCCAGCAUUUCUUUCAACUGGACUGUUGUUUCAUUUUUUAACUACCUUUUUUAAGAGAUCUUUUUUUAUUGCUUUCUUUAUUUUCAGGGAACUGUUUUUUUUAGUGCCGUCUCCCCCACCUCUGCCAUCACACCAACAGACUUUGUUUUUGCCAAGUGUCCAUGAACAGGAAGAGGAUAUGGGGGCCAGUAUCAUGUUCAUCCCGGAGAGGUGGUGUGUGUGGGGGAUGCAGGACUCUAAUAAGAGGAGAAGAGGGAGAAGCAGUUCACAAACAUGGUUGAUUCAUCAUACGUGAGCUUGUUUUUUAUAUCAAAAUAUAUUUAAAGGAUUUUAAAAAAAGAACAAGGAAAACAAACUGACUGAUGAGGAGGAUUUAAAAAAGGAGGACUUUCAGGAGCCAGGGGCAUCUUGGCGUUAGGAAUGUUCAGUGUCUCUGUGAACACUGGGGUCGGGUGGUGCAUGCUGUGUGUGAGAGGCCUUGGGUUCAACUGUCAGUGCUUUCAAUGUUCAUUGUUUUAUUAUGCUAUCAUGAUUAUGAAUAAAUCAUUCCAUCUGA